Messenger RNA from Zymoseptoria tritici IPO323, 573 nucleotides. RefSeq lists its product as uncharacterized. Lineage: Eukaryota; Fungi; Ascomycota; Dothideomycetes; Mycosphaerellales; Mycosphaerellaceae. The record is from RefSeq and is a predicted model, not a curated record. The transcript has a single exon. Bases 1 to 573 code for a protein of 190 amino acids.
AUGCCAAACUUACUUCGCAGCAUACAUCGCGGAUCAUACUACUACGCCAAACAUUCACGCACACCACUGGAACCUCGCCAGGAGCACAAAUACGGGCCAGACGAUGGCGGCACCAGGUCCAAGCAUGUAGGCUUGUAUCUGGGCCUCGUCCUGGUGUUCGUCGUCCUCACACUCGCAAUCCUCCUGCUACCAAGCAAGAUCCGAUCCCUCAGACAACGUCGAGCGAAGCGAGCCCGCGGCCAAGGCAUGCACCUUCGCGAACGCUCUCUCCGCAAGCAGCGCCCCAUCCCAGGCAAGGAUGCUCCGGGUUUCUCCUCUCCAUUUGACGACGAGCAUCAGGUCGGCCGGGUGUACUCAUGGAAUGAACCGGCAAAGCCAGAGAGUACGUAUCGCCGACCUUCCAUUCGGCCCGUCUCUGGUGAGACCGAGCCGGAGGGGUAUGGGGAGCUGCAGUCUGCGGCUGGAGUCGGACGAGGGUCGCGGUAUGAGAAUGGAGGCCAGGAUAGAGAUGGAUUCGAGAAGGCUCCUCAGAAUGGUUUCCCGUCGCCUGGAGCGUACUUCUCAGGUCGUUGA